This is a messenger RNA of Ornithorhynchus anatinus (platypus), 5390 nucleotides long. RefSeq names its product inhibitory synaptic factor family member 2B (gene INSYN2B). The coding region runs from base 1236 to 2852 and encodes 538 amino acids. The record is from RefSeq and is a predicted model, not a curated record. Gene Ontology annotation, cellular component: postsynaptic density. The transcript is spliced from 6 exons. Lineage: Eukaryota; Metazoa; Chordata; Mammalia; Monotremata; Ornithorhynchidae. Gene Ontology annotation, biological process: inhibitory postsynaptic potential.
UGCUGUGCAGUUUGUACUGCUUUUUAUUUAUUCCUACGUGAGCAGACCUAGUACACUUCUUGCAUAUAAACAGUGAAAAUUACAAUAUAAAGGACUUAUUAUACCUUCUUUUGGAGUAAUUUUACUGUUAGUCAAAACCCUGUCUGCCCAGCAAAGCUAAGGAGAUACAUUUUUCUGCAGGUAAUUCCACUGCUUCAAGGAGUUGAAGCCCAGUUAAACCACCCGGAACUGGUGACUACAACAAAAAGACUCCUUAUGUAUAGCUGUCCUUCUUGGAUUUGAAAAUGUGAUGAUCCUGAUGCUCUGCUUCCGUGACAUACUGCAUCGUAGGGAGGAAAGACUCACAGGUGCAAAUUGCUAGAAACCGGCCGCCCGGUGACCUCCAUGAAAGCCGACUGAGCUGGACCUGCCUGCCUUCUCUUCUUAGUCUCCGGGGCUGAUUUGGUUGAUGCAGAGCUGACAAGAGCUGGAGUAAAGGCUGCAACUGCAGUAACUGCUCCCCCUGGACCCCCGCCCAGGCCAAGCCCUGCUGACUUUUGUUAGAUGAUUUAGGAUGAUCAGCUUUCAUCGCUAGAGGAAGGGAGAGGCGUAAAGAAAAAACUAUGGCCCUCCAAAGAGAAACUUCUCUUUGACACAAAUAGAUAUGCUCCUCGUAGAUCACCAUGUGUCAUCAGAAAAGCAAACAUACCAAUCGCUCAUCAUGCUCAUUAUUUACACUUGAUUCCGAGAAGACAAAUUUAAAGCAUCCUCAAAUCCAAACUGGAAUCUGAUGCUCCGGGACAGACAAUGGUGAGCCAAAAGGCAUGAGCGAAGAGUACACUCUCUCCACAAUCUGGAGGCGGUAAACCUUGUUCCGUCCACUGACUAACGAGACACAGAGGAAGGCAUUGAAGGUGCCUGUUUCCUCCACAAUCAUCUGCCCACUAGCUAUCUCUAGGGAUUGGGCAUUUAACAAUUUGCCUAACUCAUAACUGAUCUAACCGGUAAUUAUCUCUGCAAUGAAAUAAUACUCCCUCCUCUCGGGGAAACAUGAAAAAUAUAAUCACUAACUAGAAUCCCAGGCUGGAAAGAGCCUGCAGAGCGAUCCACACGAUGAGGAAGGGGCAUUUUGUCCUCCUCCACCUCUGCUGGCUUUUUGCGGCGCCUGGAGCCCAGGCACCGGACGCCACUCAGAACACCUCAUGAAACGAGCUGGAGAAACGCCCUGUGACUCACAGGCCUUCCACUGAGAGUCAAUGGCCCAGCAAAGCAUGAAAGUGCGACCAGUGCUUCUGAAGCGGAACAGCCUGGACUCGGUGGAUUUCAUCAAGGCGCCCCACCACCGCAGGAGCAAAUCGCAGCAAGUCCGGUUCAAGGAGGAUGGGGCCAACCAGCAACCCACUGACGUGGGGGAAGCGGAUCCCCAAGAGACCGGGAACCCAACCCUGACGGGGAAGACGCGGGUGUCCAGGUCCCACCACCCACCCGGCUAUUCCCUCUCUCUCCCCCGAUCGCGAGGUGGGAAUAUCCGGAACAUCGCUAUCCAGACCUCCCCUAGCCUCAGGAAGCACUUCCCAGUGUUCAAAAGGAAGAAGCUGACCGCCAGCAAGUCUCUGCUGGAGAUGCCCACCGAAUCGAAGAGCUCUAUCCAACUGAACGGCAACCUCUCCGAGCAGGACGCCGUGGCUUCGGACCUUGCCUACUUAAGCAUUACUCCGCCUUUCGGAGAGGAGCCUAAGAGAGGCAAGAGAGCUCAUCCUUUCUUCUCCAGAGUGGUCAAGGUGCAAAGCAACGGGCCCCUCAGUGUAGCCAUGGACCCAGGGACUUUAGGAAAGCGAGAGAAGGCCACAGCUUCUACCCAGGUCCCGGAGGAGGGACCAAACAGUCCUCCGUGUGAAGCAAAAGUCUUCAUUUGUGGCCGAGAGCCCACUGGUGAGUUAAGUUCUAUGAUACAGCCUUCUGAAACAAGCAGGACGGAUGGCAACACCGUGUUGCCCUCUGUUUCAGAAAAGCCUUCCUCCUGCCCAAAUGCCACCAGCAGAGUCCGUCCCCAUUGUGACUCCUACCAAGCAGAUACACACGAUCCCAAAUCGAUUUUUCCCAAAGAAGACUCUGCAUGUACACAGCCAGCUCCUUCUUCACCUCCAUUAAAGGAAGCGUGUAAUCCACCAGCUCCGCUCACUCCCAGCUCCUCUCCCAGCCUCUUCGGAGACCUCGGACAGUCCACCCACCUCGGAUCGGCUUCCGACUGGGUAACGCUGAGUAACGAUAAUCAGGGCCUAAUAACACUGGCAGCUGGUAAUGCAUCAAAAUCCGCUCCCUCCUGUCAGGGGGAGAUGGAGAAAAAUUCCACCCAGUCCGAUGCUCCAGAGUUUAAAACUGGUUUAGAAAGCUUUCACAUCCAGCCCUCUCUCCCAAAGAAGGAAAUAAAAGCUCAAACCAACAAAGAGAUUAGAGAAAUUAAUCAAAUUCACCUGGCACACGGUGAACUCUGUGACCUCCAAGGCAGACUGCAAUCCGUAGAGGAAUCUUUGCACUCAAACCAAGAGAAGAUUAAAGUCCUUUUGAAUGUAAUUCAAGACUUGGAAAAAGCCAGGGCCCUAACAGAAGGGCGCAACUUUUAUCGCACUGGCCAGGAUCUCAACAACUGCAGCACUUGCCAGAACACAGCAUGCAUCAUAUAUAGUGUAGAAUAUGACUUCCGACAACAGGAAGGCAGAUUCCAUCAAGUCCUAAAGACCCUGGAUCAAGUGGAACAGAUUCCGGAAAUGUCCCCUCCACAGCAGGUGCCUGUAGACCCUCCCGUCCCCGAAAAACAGGACAUUCGAAGAAAAAGCAAAAAGAUGAAAAAGAAAUGUUUCUGGUGGAUUUGAGCUUGCUAGUUACCACUGGCUACCUGAUUCCCAGUCUGCCUUCCAGAAGAAGAAGAGCUGUAACUCGAGGCUUUCCAGCUCUGCAGUGAAACCACAAACAAAGCCAUGGUACCAUGCUCAUCAAUCAGCACUCAGAGGACAGAACUGUGGAAGCUGACAACUGAGCUUGAAAAUAUACACAGGAAAAAAAAAGACUCAUCAGCUUGUCCACCAUGUAUUUUAGGGGUUAGAGAUGCUUAGCAGACAGCAAACCAUUAACCGUCAAAUAAUAAAGCCAAAUUUUUGUGGUUGGAAAUGGAAGAGGAGGAAUGCAAAUGGCCACUCCCACAUCAGUCAAGCAACAAGUGGGAUUUAUUGAGCACAUACUGUGUGCAGAGCACUGGACUAAGUUUUUGGGAGAGAACAAUACCAUAGAGUUAGACACGAUCCCUGCCCUUGAGGAACUUACAGUCUACGAGGAAUUAAGUUUAACCUCCCAUAGCCACAGACCCCACAACUCUCAGCAUGAACUGACCUCACCUAACAGGUAGGAAAGCUAGGAAGAUUGUGGGAACAGGAGGGUCCCCAAAGGGCUGGCUGCACUCUGCACUCUUGAGGGCAAAGGCCUGUUAUGAGCCAUGAGUAGCAUUAAACCAUCACUUUUUCUCUGACAUCAGCAAUCCUUAAGCACAAGGGAGGAAAGAAAGAAACCACAGGGAAAAUCCUGUUUGGUAAAAAUCAUUUUUAUUCUUGAACUUUACAAGGUAGCACAGUACAGUGUCCCAAGUUGUCGAUUUCAUUUCAUGCUGUUGAAACACCCCAGACACUUGAAUUCUGGGGAUGCCCCCACCUAGGAGACCAGCAGGUGUCUGGCCAGGAUUCCACCCCCUUGUCCAGCCUGACCUCCACGUUUCUCUUAGUGAAGAAGAGGAAGGCAAGCCAAGAGUCUGCCAACCCCCAUUCUGCCAGUGCACGAACCAAGCACUGUUUUUCCCAGAGCUGCUGGGCAAUAGGAGGGCUUAAUUCCAGCCCUCCUCAAGAUGGACAUUUGGCUGAGUUCUUGAUGAGAGUCUGUAUGGCUUCUUUGGGGACCAGUCACCUGCAACUUUUCAAUAGUCGCAAGAUUCAGUAACAAGUCCACAUUCUCACUGCCCAUUACAUUUUGUCCUUAAUUAGCUGGGAAAAAUGUAAAUUUUAGAGCUAACACAGUGUCAUGAUUCUGUUCACUCCUUGACUGGUCUGUCAAGCAGCAUUUGGAGGACUGUGGGCUUCGGCUGUUUUGCUGGGUUCAUGAAACAAUGACAAGGUAAUUGAAUUUUUGCUACACUCUUGGGAAAUGGCAAAAAAAAAAGGGUUAAUGGGCCUUAAAGCUAAAUUAAAUUCUACCCAGCUUGUAGAAGCCUCUUUUUUGUGUAAUUUGCAGGAAUCGUGAGCUAUCAUGUAGCUGUACAUAUAAAAUACCGGAACAUCAUUUCAUAUAGAGCUGAAAAAACAAUAUGUGGUUAUAGAAUAAAUGUGCUUUUGAGCAAGCUACAGGAUGAUCCUGCCAAGCUCCCUUGAAGAGAUUUGUGUUCAUUCCCCAUACAUAAGGUACCUCUUACCCAACUAAGUGUGUUGUACUGCAGGUAGGAUCACUUUCAAAGUACUGCAUUGGACAAAAUAUUUUCCAAGGGAGAAAGGGGAAAGGCACAGAAAUUCCUUAGCUAUUAUGCUCUUAGAGUAUGUCUCACUUAAGAUGCUCUGGGGCUAAUUCUAUAAUAUUUAAACCCACUGUCACUCAUAAUCUAACUUUGGAUUAUAUAAUACUGGGUAUACCUCUCCUGCCCCAGAAAGCCAACACUUAUUACAUAUAUAUUCCCGAGGUCACAUCAAAAUAUGAUAUAGAACAUUAAAAGCCACAGGCAUAUAUUUUUAUAAAUCCCUUUUGAUGGCCCCUUUAUUUCCACACCCUCCCAGAGGUUAGGGGCUCAGAUACCCUUAUCAGGGGGCAGUGAAACAUAAUUAUGCUAGGAAUUAUUUCUCUAACAGUCAGUUUCUUGGAAAGAUGAGGAUCUUUACCAAAGCACAGCUCAGUCUCCCUCAGGGUCCAGUCUCGGAAAAGGGAAGAGGAGCAUCCCAAGACCACACAGAUAGAGCCACCUUCCUGCCAAAUAACUAGCACCAUUUGGGGAAUAAGAAACCACCUAUCCACUCAUGGCAAAGCUCCACCUAUUUUGUGAUAUAUUGUACAGCAUCUACCAUUAUAUUCUACAGAAAUACUGUACUUGAAAUUGCUCAGUUUCAUGGAGAUAGCUCAACCUAGCAAAAAUGAUUUUUUGUAAAAAAAAAUAAAAAAUUUGAGGACUAUGACAUCCACGAAUUCUAAAUUAUAGGAAUUCACGCAGCUACUUUCUCUGUAGUUCAACAAAAAUUAACUCUCACUACACUUGGUACUAAAUGCUAGCUCAUCUAUAGAGCACCUUCUUAAAAAUCUGAUGUACUAAUGUAAUGUUUUGUAAAUUUCUAAACUGUUUUAAAUAGGAUACUAUCUUUUGCAAUAAACUUACAUAUUUUUUCCUA